Messenger RNA from Desarmillaria tabescens, 3362 nucleotides. Its product is annotated as DUF1212-domain-containing protein. The coding region runs from base 187 to 2928 and encodes 913 amino acids. Gene Ontology annotation, molecular function: transmembrane transporter activity. NCBI's taxonomy places the organism in Eukaryota, Fungi, Basidiomycota, Agaricomycetes, Agaricales, Physalacriaceae. The transcript is spliced from 11 exons. Gene Ontology annotation, biological process: transmembrane transport. The record is from RefSeq and is a predicted model, not a curated record.
CCAUCGACCGCCACCUCACCGUAUCCUUUACUAGAACUCUUCGGACGGCUUGAAGGCAACACAUAUCCAUCUUACGGGACUCUGAGAUAGUCUCGCGUGUGUAAUUUGCAGGAUUUCGAUCUAUUUUUUUCCUUCAAUAAAUUACUACGGUAAUAAAUAUAACGAGCCAGACGGCAGCAUUGUAUCAUGGCCAACAAGGAUAAGGCCAUGAAGGACAAUGGUCGUGGCGCUGCAGGUCCCUCAGGCCAGAAAACUCCUAGGAAGGUGCAAUGGUCGGAUAACCGCGACAAGGGAGAGACCCAUGCUCUCGAUGAGCAUGCUCGGGACCCCGACGCCUUUGAGCAUCUUACCCACGCUCUUGAGCGACACCGCUCCGAGUCGCGAGUUGAGGACCGACCGCCGCCUGUACCACGGAUCCAUUAUUUUCCACCCCGACCCCAGAAUCUUCCCCCCGUGGACACCGGGAUGACACCUUAUCAGCGUGAGGCUGCUCAUACCAGAAAUUUUUCUACCACCACCACGCCUUCUGAUAUCUCCCCGACAACUGCAAAGGUCAACUACCAUGACGUUCCCGGGACUUUCAUUGACAAGGACGAGAGCUCCGGCCUUCCUGGGCCUGUAGACAAAGACUACCGCGAGGCAGCUAACAUCGUUCGCGCCCACACACGUGCUCGGGGCCGUGGUCGUAAUCUUUUCCUCAAUCUAAAGUCCCGGCAGAAGAGCAAGAGCAGGGAACGGAGCACUGAGCGUAAAGAUACCGAUGCAGAACGCGAUGCAGCCCCAAAGAAUCCACGUCUGACUGGUGCAGGUGGAGGUGUUCUUUCUGCCCUCUUGACCCUUUAUAAUCAACCAGAAGGUCUAUUAUCUGGAGCAGCGACGCCUAUAUCGGAGCAUCCAGAGAGACCAUGGUCAUCCGAGGCGGCCCGGAUGGGCAGCGAUUCUUCUAUCUCUCUUGCUUCAAGGCCGUCUUCUCCGAAGGAGAAGGAAUUUCUCUUGAAACGUGCAGCGUCGAUGUCUUCUGUGACCUCUUUUUCUUUUGGAAGCCGCCCGAAGCCUCGUCCUGGCGGAGGCGUCUUGGGUUCGCUGAUUGCCAGUACUGGAAACAUUGCUGGCCCCGCAGCUCCUACGGCAAGCCAGAUUCAACCGGAUGUCAAGCGCCCCGGUUAUCAUUUGUCUAGGUAUUCCCUGGAGAGCAAGCUCCCAACUGUAAAGCAGCAGCACCAUGACAAAGACAAAGCCGGUUCACAGCGGCGCAGUAUCGAGAUGCUUCCCUUUCGGCCGAAAUCAGAGAAUCUCGAGCAUUUCUCCUCUUUUUCACCUUCAUUUGCCAACAGUCCUUCGAACGAAACGCUCACUACACUUACCGAAACUCAUCAUCAUGACAAGACCCAUGAAAAGAUGCCCUCUACCUCGUCUCUGAAGAAUAAAUGGUCUGGGAUGCUCAAGGACUUCCCGAGUCCAGUGAAGAACUUUGGACGGACACCCGCCCAGACCCCUGUGACGACCCCAACUACCGAGGGAGAGGACGACUAUUUCUCAGCUGGAGACCGCGACAAGGAGAAGCGCCGCAGGAAACGCAAAGCCCGCGAGAUCUACAUCACUCGGCACGUCGCGGAGAUCAUGCAGCGCCAGGAAUUCAUCCUCAAGCUCGCGCGCGCGAUGAUGAUGUUCGCCGCUCCGACUCAUCGCCUGCAGAGUCAAAUCCAGGCCACCGGACGAGUGCUCGAUCUAGAGGUGUCGUGCAUGUACCUCCCGGACGUAAUGCUCAUCAGCUUCGACGACUCAUCCACCGGUACAAGUUCCAUCAAGUUUAUUAAGCAGGGUAGCGGGUUAGACCUAGACAAACUCCGCGACGCAUAUGAGCUGUACUGGAAGGUCAUCCACGACGACCUUGCCGUUAGCGAUGCUUCCGGCCAGCUUACGAAUCUCAUGCGCAAGAAGCAGAUUUAUCCGUGGUGGCAGCUCAUGCUCUUUGGCGGGAUGUGCUCCUCGUCGAUCUCCAUCGUCAGUUUUGGAGGGAGCUUUAUCGAUUCUGUUGCCGUAUUUCCACUCGGCAUGCUCCUCGUUGGGAUCCAGCUCCUGAGUGUCCGGAACGAGCUAUAUUCCAACGUUUUUGAAAUCACGGUAUCGAUGCUUUUCAGUUUCAUUGCUGCGGGUAUGGCAGCCUCACAGAAGCUUUGCUACUCGGCGAUAGCCUCCGGCUCCGUAGUACUUAUCCUUCCCGGUUUCAUUGUUCUAUGCGGCUCGCUAGAGCUUAUGUCGCGCAACCUCGUUGCUGGAUCGGUGCGGAUGUUUUACGCGGUGAUUUACUCUUUGUUCCUCGGGUUCGGGUUGUCGAUAGGAGCAGAGGCAUACGAGAAGAUCACUAGCCAUUCUGUUGUCGGUGUCACUGACUACAAGUGCGCGCUGAGCCACGAUCCUGAGGGCCCGUGGUGGCAGCGUACGCCGAGUGGGUACUGGUAUUUCUUGAUUGUGCCGAUGUUUGCGUCGGGUUUGUGCUUGAGGAACUACAUGCCGUGGAAUCGGAGAGAAAUGUUCCUUGCUGUUGUGAUUGCAUCCGUUGGAUGGGUGUCCAACCAUUUUACAUCUACCAAGUUUGUCAAUCAGGGCGACAUAAGCGCAGCAGUUGGUGCAUUCGCUGUCGGAUUCGUGGCCAACUUGUACGGACGUUUCUUCUCGGGAAAUGCCUUCGUGAUUAUGAUUGCUGGUAUCCUUUUCCAAGUUCCGUCUGGUUUCGGAAACGGUGGUCUCUUGACCUUCGUGUCAGAGCAAUCGUCCGGAUCCUCCACCUCCUACCUAUCUGGUUUCCAGACCGCGCUCCAGAUUAUUUCGGUGGCGAUUGGGCUGACGGUCGGACUAGGCCUGGCGCUGUUCGUCGUGCACCCCAUUCAAAGUCGCCGAAGGGGCGGUGCGGUAUUCAGUCUUUGAUCUCUUGCUUUGUCGUCUCAUGCACUCGCUUUCCUCUGGUUCCUGUGGCUAACAUUUGUACCUACUUAUCCAUCGACACUGACAUCUUGGACUUAUAUAACACAUCAAUAACUUAGACGUACACUCAUACUUACUGACACACGAUUCGUAUCUUAGAAAAUCUCUGUAUUCAUAUUUCAAGUUCCCUCUGUACUACAAUGUAUAACCACCAUAUCUAUAGAAAGUACUACUACCACCGGACACUUUCCAGUGCAUAGACUAGGUAGAAGUGACACUGUAACAAAGUCAGCCAAAUUUUUCUCGCCUACCCGCUCAUCGGUCAACGCUGUAACCAACCACUGCAAAGUUCUCUCCGUAAAAGCGGACACAACGAGAACGAGAACGAGACCGUUGCCCUGCUAGUAGUGACAAUAAAGCGACCGUGAUGAUCACUG